AGCGUCCUGUGUGCGAGCUGGAUUGUUUCUCGGCAUUGAAGAGAUAAACGAAGCUUUAUGCUCAAUCUUUUAAAUAUAAAAAACCGUAUUUGAGGGAAAGUAACAAGUCUAGCAACAAUUAGAAUGUCCUUAAAGAGAUUGUCACGUACUACACUAGUAUUGUUUGUAAUGUGUGGUGUAUAAUUGUUGAUGCUCGUGAUAGAUUUUAAUUUGCAAAAUGCUCGUACAGCAAUGUACUUCACAAACCAUUGUUUAAUUCUUUGAACGUUUUGUUUCGUUUAGAUUCGCAUUCGUAUGUAAAUAACGAAACAUUUUCUGAGGCUUGACCUUAUUCGAUUGCGAAAGAUAACUCUAAGAAACCGAAAUUCACAAUGGCCCGUAAACCAGAAACACAGCUCCUGAAUGCCCCAGAAGAUGUCAUUUCUGCCGUAAAGUUUUCACCAAAAACGAAUAAGUUUUUACUUGUAUCCUCUUGGGAUACGCGUGUACGGUUGUACGACGUGGUUACCAACACCGUGCGGCUGCAGUUCACCAAUUCAUCCCCAGUAUUGGACUGUGCCUUUUUGGACUCAUCUAAAACAGCCACCGGUGGUUUGGACAAUUUGGUCAAACUGUAUGAUCUGACCGCGCAAGCGGAGAGUAUGCUUGGCAGUCAUGGGGCUGGCGUGAAGUGCGUUGAGUACACCUCACUGUUGAACGGAAUACUCACCGGGAGCUGGGAUCGAACGGUGAAGCUCUGGGACGCACGGGAAAAGGAAUGCGCUGGCACGUAUGAACAGAGCAAUGGCAAAGUGUACUCGAUGAGUUGCGCCGAGGAAAAACUUGUCGUAGCUACCUCGGAGCGGAAAGUCCUUAUCUGGGACCUGCGAAACAUGAAAUCGUAUGUCGAACGCCGUGAGUCGUCGCUAAAGUACCAAACGCGUGCCGUGCGCUGCUUUCCGAAUGUGGAAGGAUAUGUGAUGAGCUCUAUCGAAGGACGGGUCGCAGUGGAGUACUUCGAUCCGAGCCCCGAAGUGCAAAAGAAGAAGUUUGCAUUCAAAUGUCACCGGGCGAAAGGCAAUGACAUAGAGCUGAUUUAUCCGGUAAAUGCGAUCAGCUUUCACAGCGUAUACAAUACAUUCGCGACUGGUGGCUCGGACGGUUACGUUAAUAUAUGGGAUGGGUUCAAUAAGAAGCGACUGUGCCAGUUCCAUUUGUACGAUAGCUCUAUUUCUAGUCUAUGCUUCAGCGAUGAUGGUAGCACAUUGGCGAUCGCUUGCUCGUACAUGGAAGAAGCCGAAAAACCCCCAGAACCCUAUCCGGAGCCUACUCUGUAUGUGCGUUACGUGAACGAACAAGAGACUCGACCGAAGUAGAUAGACGCAAGGCGUAUGGCAUGCAUUUUAUGUAGUCCAUCUGCAGAGUGAGUAAUUAAUAAAUGUUUGUAUUUGUUCUGAUCCA
Molecule: messenger RNA, 1440 nt
Organism: Anopheles bellator
Lineage: Eukaryota; Metazoa; Arthropoda; Insecta; Diptera; Culicidae
Product: mitotic checkpoint protein BUB3-like
Exons: 2
Coding region: 372-1355 (327 amino acids)
Biological process (GO): mitotic spindle assembly checkpoint signaling
Cellular component (GO): kinetochore; mitotic checkpoint complex; bub1-bub3 complex
Molecular function (GO): ubiquitin binding
Source: RefSeq, a predicted model, not a curated record